AUGUCGGCCACGGGGACUUUUCGGGGAACACCCAAUAAGACGAUCGGCAGAGGAAGGCUGCCCGACUUUGGAGGAGAUUCCAGUGCUUCCCACAUCCCUCGGCCCCGUCCAGAAUCUUCAGCUACUACCCAUACCCCGUCCAGCGACGUUGGAAGUGGCACCAUGUCCGCCGCCAGCAGCAGACAAAGACAGAAUCAGUCGAAGCGUGAUGAGGCUAUCCGCCGCAAGAUGGAAGCCGACCUCAACAAGAAGAGGAACGCCCCGGCGAAAUCAAGAAGUUCCCGCAAAGCCCCUCCCGGUACCGUUCUCGCCCUGAAGCCCAGCCAGGCCCUUCAGAUCAAGCCUUCACUCAGCAUUGCCGAGGCCGCGCAGCUGAUGGCUGCGAAGAGAGAGGACUGUGUUUUGGUCACCGAUGACAAUGAGCGCAUCGCUGGUAUCUUCACUGCCAAGGAUCUGGCUUUCCGUGUUAUUGGAAUGGGUCUUAAAGCCCGCGAGGUUUCUGUCGCCGAGAUUAUGACCAAGAACCCUCUGUGUGCGCGAACGGAUACCAGUGCUACCGAUGCGCUCGAUCUCAUGGUGCGAAAGGGAUUCAGACAUUUGCCGGUUAUGGACGAGAACCAGGAUAUCUCUGGUGUUUUGGACAUUACAAAGUGCUUUUACGAUGCUAUGGAGAAGCUCGAGCGCGCCUACAGCUCGUCUCGCAAGCUGUACGACGCGUUGGAGGGUGUGCAAACCGAGCUCGGCUCCAGCCAGCCCCAGCAGGUCAUCCAAUAUGUUGAGGCUCUGCGCUCGAAAAUGUCUGGUCCUACCCUUGAGACUGUUUUGGAUGGUAUGCCGCCAGUCACUGUCUCUGUCCGCACCACCGUUAAGGAUGCCGCGGCUCUCAUGAAGGAGCACCACACCACCGCCCUGCUUGUCCAGGAUCAGGGUUCUAUUACUGGUAUCUUUACCAGCAAGGAUAUCGUUCUCCGUGUCAUUGCCCCUGGUCUUGACCCUGCAACCUGUAGUGUCGUCCGCGUUAUGACUCCUCACCCCGACUUUGCCCCGUCGGAUAUGAGCAUUCAAGCCGCUCUUCGCAAGAUGCAUGGUCAGUUUGUUCGUCCCAUUUAUGUGAGCGUUGAAAUUGACAUUGUACUAGAUGGCCACUACCUCAACCUCCCCGUGAUGAAUGAGGGUGGUGAAAUCGUCGGAAUGGUCGACGUGCUGAAGCUCACAUAUGCCACUCUUGAGCAGAUCAACACUAUGUCUACUCAGGAUGAUGAGGGUCCCGCUUGGAACAAGUUUUGGUUGUCGAUGGACCACGAGUCGGACUCUAUGGUCUCUGGAAGCCAGAGCCACCAGCCUCAUACCCCACACCGCUCAGUGAUGAGCCCCGAUCUUAACCGUUCAGGCUAUGACAAUAGUCUACUCCCUAACGAUUCCGCCUCUCACCACGGCGAUGAGCACUCCGAAGUCGUCUCUCAGCACAACCCAACAGACCAGGCUACUCCCUUCCCCUUCAAGUUUAAGGCUCCCAGCGGCCGAGUUCACCGUGUCAACGUUCUCACCACCGACGGUGUUAGCGCCCUUGUGUCGCAGGUCACAGCGAAGCUUGGCAAGGAACUCGAGGCUGUUGGUGGCGAGGCUACCGUUGAGGAGGGUACUUUGAGCAACACUGGAUAUGCUCUCAGCUACAUGGACAACGAGGGUGAUACCGUCUCCAUCACAACAGAUCAGGAUAUGACAGAUGCUAUUGAUCUGGCUCGCCGCACCCACCGCGACAAGGUCGACCUGUUCGUUCACGACCCUACCCAGCCUCCCAUCCCUGCCACUGUUGAGCCUCAACCAGCCCCCGUCAUGACCCCGGUUCAGGAGCAGAGUGUUGUCGAUCAAGUCUCAGAAGUGUCCCCGGCGCCUACACCCCGCUCGCAAUCUAUGCCCUCCCAGGCCCCAGAGAAGGAAUUGAUUGCGGGUGUUCCCAAUGACUUGCUGCUCCCCGGUGCCAUUGUCACAUUGGCGGCAGUCAUUGCGGGUGUGUUUAUUCUCAGCCGCCCCAGCGGCCGGUAA
Molecule: messenger RNA, 2046 nt
Organism: Penicillium antarcticum
Lineage: Eukaryota; Fungi; Ascomycota; Eurotiomycetes; Eurotiales; Aspergillaceae
Product: CBS and PB1 domain protein
Exons: 3
Coding region: 1-2046 (681 amino acids)
Molecular function (GO): protein binding
Source: RefSeq, a predicted model, not a curated record